Serendipita indica DSM 11827 is the source of this 825-nucleotide messenger RNA. NCBI's taxonomy places the organism in Eukaryota, Fungi, Basidiomycota, Agaricomycetes, Sebacinales, Serendipitaceae. The record is from the annotation of a GenBank genome assembly.
AUGGCCAACGCGGAGCUCGCUGCCACAUAUGCCGCCCUCAUCCUCGCCGAUGACAAUGUAGAAAUCACAUCUGAGAAGAUUUUGGCACUAACAAACGCUGCCGACGUUGAACUCGAGCCAAUCUGGGCCACACUCCUCGCAAAGGCAUUGGAGGGCAAGGACGUCAAGGAAUUGCUCUCAAACGUUGGAUCGGGUGGUGGAGGACCUGCUGUUGGCGGUGGUGCUGCCCCGGCUGCUGCCGCUGGUGGAGGGGCCGCUGCUGCACCAGAAGAAAAGGCCGAGGAGAAGAAGGAGGAGAAGGAAGAGUCGGACGACGACAUGCGUAUCCUCGUCAUGUCCACAUCCGCAUCUUCUCCAUCCAAUGAUUCCAGUUCCCUCUUGUUAUUUGGUCUCGAUGUACGGCUCGUUCCUGUAAUUGCGGCCCUAAUCUCGUUCUUCGUAUUCGCUGCAAUCGUUUUAUGUGCCGUCUGCCUAUGCCAUAUGCAACGGCAGGCACGCCUUCUUCGUGAUCCACUCUAUCAAGCAGCCCUGCGGGAACGAGAGCGACUACGGGCAGAACGCGAAAAGGCGCUCAAUUGUCCUCCGACGUUUGAUACGGCAUAUCUUACUUCUCAUACGGAAAAGGGAUUGGAUUCGAAGAAUUUGGAGCGUUACCUUCCGUUGAGCGUAGAGGAGCAAAAGCAAAAUUCACCCAAGGAGAAUGCGCGUAAACCAAGCAUAGGGAUAGCUUGUGUUGCCUUUACAAUUGCUCUCCCGCGACCCCCGUCUGAAGACGAGCCACCAGAGAUUGUCCUUGGAGGUUUGGAGAUCAAGUACCGCCAGUAG